Molecule: messenger RNA, 2667 nt
Organism: Penicillium nucicola
Lineage: Eukaryota; Fungi; Ascomycota; Eurotiomycetes; Eurotiales; Aspergillaceae
Gene: set2
Product: SET and WW domain protein
Exons: 4
Coding region: 1-2667 (888 amino acids)
Biological process (GO): regulation of DNA-templated transcription
Cellular component (GO): nucleus; chromatin; chromosome
Molecular function (GO): protein binding; histone H3K36 methyltransferase activity
Source: RefSeq, a predicted model, not a curated record
AUGUCUGCCCAUGACCACGCGGACUCCCAGGCAGUGAAGAUGGAGAAUGGCGACUCGCGCACCUGCUCCCGAUCUCCUCUCCGAUCUCCUCUCCGAUCCCCUCUCCCGAAAAAGGAGUCCCCCGGUUCCCAAUCCGAUGCCUCCGACAUGAAGGAGGAAAAGCCAGAUGAGGUGCGCCUGAAGCAGGAGCCCGGGCCACGGCCCAGGCUAUCCCGCAGCUCGUCGCAGAAGGUGUCGCGGCCGCCUCCGCUGUACACUCACUUGCCGGAUAGCACGAAAGAUGCGCUUGCCACGUUUGAGCAGAUUAGUGGCUGCUCCUACGCCAACAAAUACAUGGGCUACACGGAGCAUGCCAUGGAAUGUGACUGCGCUGAGGAGUGGGAGCCCAAAAUUGGCCAGAAUUUAGCAUGUGGCGAAGACUCGGAUUGUAUCAACCGCGCGACCAAAAUCGAAUGUGUCGGCGACUGCGGCUGCGGCUCGGACUGUCGGAACCAGCGUUUCCAGAAAGGACAAUUUGCACCGGUAUCUGUUAUCAAAACCGAGAAGAAGGGAUUUGGUUUACGCGCGGAAACGAAUUUGGAUCCCCACCAGUUGAUCUACGAAUAUGUGGGCGAGGUCGUGGGAGAGCAGCAGUUUCGGCGGCGGAUGAGACAAUACGACGAGGAAGGCAUCAAGCACUUCUACUUCAUGUCCUUGAACAAGGGCGAGUUUGUCGAUGCGACCAAGCGAGGAAACCUGGGACGAUUUUGCAACCACUCAUGUAAUCCCAAUUGCUACGUGGACAAGUGGGUGGUGGGUGAAAAGCUGCGCAUGGGUAUUUUUGCGGAACGCAGUAUCCAAGCCGGCGAGGAAUUGGUCUUCAACUACAAUGUGGACCGCUACGGUGCUGAUCCCCAACCCUGCUAUUGCGGAGAGCCCAUGUGCACGGGCUUUAUCGGUGGACGCACCCAGACGGAACGUGCGACCAAGCUGUCCAAUGCCACGAUUGAGGCUCUCGGUAUUGACGAAGCGGAUGGCUGGGAUACAGUGGUUGCCAAGCGCCCCAAGAAAAAGAAGCUCGAGGAAGAUGACGAGGAAUACGUGGAUAGCGUGCAGCCCAAGUCCUUGGAUGAGGAUGGUGUCACGAAGGUCAUGGCAGCUCUUGUACAGUGCCAGGAGAAGUGGAUCGCAGUCAAGUUGCUUGGUCGUGUACAGCGCUGCGAGGAUGAGCGUGUUCGCAACCGUGUCGUUCGAAUGCACGGAUACCAGAUUCUGAACUCCCAGUUGGCCAUGUGGAAAGAGGAUAUGAAUGUCGUUUUACAAAUCAUGAACAUUCUGGACGGAUUUCCGCGUCUCACUCGGAACAAGAUUCAGGACUCCAAGAUCGAGGCAAAUGUCAAGCCUUUGACUACCUGUGAUGAUGAGCGCGUGGCAAAGAAGGCCGUCUCCUUGCUUGAGAGCUGGGCUGGGCUGGAGGUUGCCUACCGCAUUCCACGCAUGAAACGUGGCAAGGAUGCUAUCAAGGCUGUCAACAACCAGUUCGAACGCCGCGAGUCUGGGCGCGAUCAGCCCAAACGAUCGGUCACUCGUUCUCCUUCUCCCUCAUAUGACGUCCCUCCCCGCGGGCCAGCACAACAACGGAGGGACAGAGGUCAACAGCAGAACCAACAUCGGCAGAGAGGGCGACGUGGCCGUCAGCCGUUGCCCGAGGGCUGGUUCGCCGCAGAGGAUCAAUCCGGGCGUGUUUACUAUUACACAGCAGGAAACCAAACCACUUGGGAUAGGCCGACUCAGCCUGCUACUACACCUGCCGGUCCUCUACCUGUCAAGCAGAAGAACCUAGCGCUGCAGAGCAUUAUUGAUGGGAUUGUGAACAGCCAAGAUCGUACGCCCUCUGAACAUAAGAGUGCUACGCCGGCUACGCCUCAACCGACUGAACAGCCUGAGAAGAAGAGCAAAGAGGGGGACCGCUGGAAGAAAUACCCCCUGGAAAAACAGAAGAGGCUUUACGAGAACACACUAUUCCCUCAUAUCAAGCAUGUCGUCGACCAGUACAAACACAAAAUCCCGAAGGAUGAUCUGAAGCGAUUUGCCAAGGAGACCGCCAAGAAGCUUGUUGAAGGCGACUACAAGAAGAAUCGCGUCACAGACCCAACCAAGAUCAGUGAGAAACACCAACAAACCGUCAAGAGUUAUUGCAAGUCCUUCUUCGACAAGGCCGCCGCCAAGUACAAGCAGCGCGAGAAGCGCAAGACUGAAAAGCCCAAGGGCAGUGCAGAGUCAUCCGAGGCCCUCGAAGCAGACCUGAAAAUGUCCGACGACGAGGCCGACGUUGCACCCAGCACAUCUCCCUUGGACGAUGACGCCAGCGCCACCCUCAAGCGCAAGCGCAAUGGUCAGACUCACGUAGACGGCCCCCAGGAUGUAGACAGCUCUCCAUCCAAACGACAGAAAUCCACUCCUCCGCCUCCGCCUCCGCCUCCUCCCCCAGCCGAAACGCCAGAAGCAGACGGCGAUGGCGAUACCAGCAUGGGGAAUGCAGGCGAUGACCCGUCUCCCCCUCCCCCUCCCCCUCCAAAGGAUAGUACAGGCAGCUACGACGGCACAAUGGAAACGGAACCAGAGCCGGAAACAGAAACAGGGACGAGCCAACCCUCACACCCACAGAGCAUCGAGGGACAGGUCUAA